Daphnia pulex (common water flea) is the source of this 676-nucleotide messenger RNA. RefSeq names its product histone H3. Lineage: Eukaryota; Metazoa; Arthropoda; Branchiopoda; Diplostraca; Daphniidae. Bases 49 to 459 code for a protein of 136 amino acids. Gene Ontology annotation, cellular component: nucleosome. The transcript has a single exon. Gene Ontology annotation, molecular function: structural constituent of chromatin; DNA binding; protein heterodimerization activity. The record is from RefSeq and is a predicted model, not a curated record.
CCUAGCACUUUUAACUAGCAAAGACAUCUGAAAUUUCAGUCGCUCGAAAUGGCUCGUACCAAGCAAACCGCUCGCAAAUCCACCGGUGGCAAGGCGCCCCGCAAACAGUUGGCCACUAAAGCUGCUCGCAAGAGUGCACCGGCCACUGGAGGAGUCAAGAAACCCCAUCGUUAUCGUCCCGGCACCGUCGCUCUUCGUGAGAUCCGUCGCUACCAAAAGUCGACCGAGCUUUUGAUCCGCAAGUUGCCAUUCCAGCGCUUGGUCAGAGAAAUCGCCCAGGAUUUCAAGACCGACUUGCGUUUCCAGAGCUCGGCCGUCAUGGCCCUGCAGGAGGCCAGCGAAGCUUACUUGGUGGGUCUUUUCGAAGACACCAACUUGUGUGCCAUCCACGCUAAGCGUGUCACCAUCAUGCCAAAAGACAUCCAACUCGCUCGCCGUAUCCGUGGUGAACGUGCUUAAGCCAAUUGAUUCCCUUCUACCAACAAAUCGGCCCUUUUCAGGGCCACCAACAUUUAUAGAAAAGAAUGUUACAUACCGAUUACUUCUGAUCAUGGGGAAGACUGACAGAUGAAACUACUGCACAUGUCGAUUAUACAAUGCUGUGUCAAAAGCGCCAUCGAGCUCUCGAAGAGGUCGUCCAAGAAACUGUCAGCUAACAAUCCGGAUACCUGCGAUC